This is a messenger RNA of Esox lucius (northern pike), 4457 nucleotides long. RefSeq names its product glial cell derived neurotrophic factor a (gene gdnfa). NCBI's taxonomy places the organism in Eukaryota, Metazoa, Chordata, Actinopteri, Esociformes, Esocidae. The record is from RefSeq and is a predicted model, not a curated record. The transcript has 3 exons. Gene Ontology annotation, biological process: peripheral nervous system development; negative regulation of neuron apoptotic process; positive regulation of branching involved in ureteric bud morphogenesis. Bases 847 to 1632 code for a protein of 261 amino acids. Gene Ontology annotation, molecular function: glial cell-derived neurotrophic factor receptor binding; growth factor activity; receptor tyrosine kinase binding.
CCAGUACUGCGUUAUGCACAGACAGCUGCACAUCUGUAAUGCUAGUGCCAGUCUGGAGAGCCUGCAUGUGGACAACCACCUCACUCCUCGCUCGGACACCGCUUGGAUAUAAUGGAGAAUACACAUUGCCCUAAUCUGCUGUUAGAAUACAAGUCCAUUGGGGGUAUGAAAACGUCGAGUAAAUCUUGAUAAUCAUACAUGUUGAUGUGGAGGACGUUACGGACGUAUUUGAUUUGAUUUUGUGCCAUGAAAAAGGUCAAAGGUAACACUUAACUUUAUUUCAAAAGCGCAUUUCUGUGCGUUUCCACGCGCCUCGGCUUUUGGCGUUCCUCUCAGCUCCCUGCGUGGGGAAAGCUGAUGUCUUCAUUUGACUCUUUGCAGUUGGUGAUGGUGGAUCUCUCUCGGAUUUCCAAUGUGGAAACCAGCAUCCAAUUAGUUUGCGACUGAGCGCCUGGAGAGAGAGAGAGCGCGCAGCGGCACAUAGAACAACCAGUCACUCCAGCGCGCAGUCUACCUGUGGGCAGACGCAUAGUUUUGGCGCUCUGUACAGAGGUGUACAGAGGGAAGAUAAUACGCUCAUCAAGCCUUGUUUCGUUCAUUUUAAUGGGGAUUUUUACUAGAUCUACCUUUUUUGAUAUUGUAAAUUACGGAAUAACGCAUCGGAUCUUGUUUAUGUCGCCGUUAUCAGAUACAACUGUUUAUUCUGAAUAUUUCGUUUGGAUACAACAACUUCUGACUCACCAGGGAACAUUAAAUGCAUCGCUGUGAGCUGGAUUAUAAUACUGAUAGCAAUUGCAGGUCUGCAAGGGCCAGAUUUAAGCUUCCUUCAUAGGAACUGAGUCUAAGAUGAAGUUAUGGGAUGUUCUGGCCACGUGUUUGUUGCUCCUGAGCUCCGUCUCCACACGCCCCCUCUAUCAAAACCUUCAGCCAGCCAAGCGAGCUCACCACUCAGAUCGGUACGCUGAUUCCCGGUCCGUGUACGUGGAGGAACCAGAGCUCCAGUCCGAGUCUCACGGCCUGCAGGAGAUCUCCAUUGAGGAUAAAUAUGACAUCACCGGCCCAUAUCCGGACCAGUUUGAUGAUGUAAUGGAUUUCAUCAAGGCUACCAUUGGCAGACUCAGGAGGUCAUCAGAGCCCACUGGUGGCACAAAGGGAAGGAGGGAGCAGAGAGAGCAGGAGAGACAGAGAGGAACAGCAAACACAGGCCGAGGAGGAGGAGGGAGAGGAGAGGGGAGAGGAGGGGCUAGAGGAGGACGUGGGGAGAAGAAGGGUCGGGGACGAGGGGGCAAAGGAAGGAGCAGUGAAAGAGGCGAGCAGCGGACGAAGCCGGUCGAAGGACGAGGCUGCUUGCUAAAAGAGGUCCAUCUCAACGUUACAGACUUGGGUCUGGGAUACCGGACCAAAGAGGAGUUGAUCUUCCGGUACUGCAGUGGCCCGUGUUCAGAUGCAGAGACCAACUACGACAAGAUCCUCAACAACCUCACCCACAGCAAGAAGCUAGUCAAGGACACGCCCUCCCGCACCUGCUGCCGACCAAUCGCCUUUGAUGAUGACCUGUCGUUCCUGGAUGACAAUAACGAGGACUACCACAUUCUGCAGAAGCAUUCCGCCCGAAAAUGUGGCUGUGUCUAACUCGAGGAGAGACGAAAGAAAGGCUGACAGACAGACCUGGAUAAGUGGGAGCAGUCGGCCAGUCAGAGGGACGGAACCGAGUGGAGAAGUCAGCAACAUCAGAGACAUUUUCUGCCCAGUGUCGUCUUACAACCCAUGGCCAGUGUUAGCUUAUCCUGUGACCUACUCCAGAAAAGUUACAAUGGGGUGAAUCUCCAGUGAUUAGGCUGAUCCAGGGUCCAGGUCAGCUCACCUUGGAGAAGGUUCUCCUCUGUGCUCCUGUGACAGUUUAUGACUGACAUUGAUUACCUAGAAAUUCAGCCUAACCGCUUAUAAAAGAGGCAUUCGGAAUUAAUGAAUGAUUGGAUCUGGUCCUUGGGGGCCUGCAUGGAUGCUGCUUCAUGUGAGGAACCCGAGGAACCUGAGGAACCACGGUGUUAGACUCUUAGGCUUCAGUGGAGUUGGUGAGAUGAAACGAGGCUCCGGAUAUGGCAAACUGGUCCGUGCCUCCAUACAUCAGUUAUUUCUGGGAACAUCAGUUUUCCGUCAUCAGCUCCUGAGGCUAACUGUGAGAGCAGGCCCUGUCCUGACGAGUAUUACCAGCUGUAGUCCAGUGUUCUGGUUCCACGGCACAGACUGGAUCUUGAAGUUUACAUUCACAAUGAACGAGGGAACCAGAGGGAGGAAAAAAGUAGAGAGUACUCUUGAACCUGCCUACAGCAGAGAGACAUUGUCUUGUACGACACAUCCAAUGUAAAAUCCAUGAUAUUUAGAAUUAUAUAUAAGAUGUAUUUAUUAAGAUGGAAUUAACUUAUUGUUAUUUAUUGCAGUCAAUGUUAUGAAAUGUUUGUUUUUCUUAUUUAUUUGAGCUUUGUUUUGUCCUGGAUAGUGCCAAAGCGGAGCAUUUGUUUUCAAAGGGAAAUCAGAUUGUGCUGAAACAACCAGAUUCAAGGUGCAGCCAUAGCUAAUCAAAUUCAACCUUCAGCUUCAAAAUGCUUUACAGUUCGAUCUCAAAUCCAUGGUAGUUAAUCCUAAACCCACUGCUGAUUCCAAAACAUCAUGGAUUUAGGAGAAUAACAGAAGGUUUCAGGUUUUGGGAAGGAGAACAGAGAGUAGAAACAGGGCAGAGUGGACCAAUUUUAACCUUUUUCACCAAAAACAGAGAAACUUAUCUCUGCUUACAAUCAUUUUGAAAGAUGCCAGGUUUGAGCGUCUUUGACAGUGUUUCCCAUUUGUCACUAAUGGAAAGCAGAAAGAAUUGAGUGGCCUGGGAGUUUAGGUUCUGACGACCUGAGAGAGACCGGUCGACUGCUCCUUACUUUUAACUCCAAGUCGAGGGGUAAACAGACUUCUGGCAAAACCAGGGCGUAAACCAUAUGUUUACAAAGGAGCAUACAAACCCGGCUUUCUCAGUUUAUUUUCAAGACAUAAUGAAGUUUAACUGCCAGUGGUUUUCCCAGUGAGCUUUGUCUUUCCAUACAGUACUCUUUUUAACAUUAAUUCAAGAAAUCCUCUUCUAGAUAGAUUAACAAAAAUCUCUCAUUGGUAGAGAGAUGGUGCCCGACAGAUUGGAUAUGGGCAGCCUCCAGGUACAUUAUCUUCAACUCACUCUUUUACAUUCUGGAAAGUAAUGUGUUCACAGCUCACAAAAAAAAAGCUAGAAAGGAAAAAUGCAAUAGAAGCAGUCGGUAAACACCUUUGACAGCCUAGCCUAUGGAGAAGGGACCCGUAGUACUUGGGUCACCACAGUGCAGAAGUUGAUGGUAUGCCUGUACGCUUGGCUGCCAGGGUCUUAUACCUCAACCAUUCAGAUGGGUCCUUGGCUCCACACCAAGUCUAGGCAAAGGCUUUGUAGUGGUUAUAGUCCCAGUAGGCUUUAACGUUCCUGGGAGUCUCUGGGUCUCGAUCGGCCCUGACAGACACACAGGUCUUUCUCACUCAUCUGGGGUUAGUCAGAACACCAUCCUCUGACAUGCAGUUUAGCCCCGCUACUCCUCCUGGCAAAGGCUGUUUAAUACCAUUUAAGGGAGACCUGGCUGCAGGCAGGACAACAGAAACAGACCGACUCGGUGACAUCACUGAGGGAGAGACAGGGGAGAGCUGUGGGAUCCAGGCCUUCUCAGUGUGAACUCUACACAGCAUACUGUCAAUAACAACCCCAAAUUCCUACUAAACAGAAAGAACACUAAGAGGAAUCUUUCAAAGCACAACACUGCCAAGCCCUUAUUCCACGCUCGUAGAGAAGAGCUUUAAGUGAAGCCCAGAAAUAGGAAGCCCCACGGCAGGUCUUGAUGUUAGCAUGGAUUACGGAGCAGAGUAUCUGUGCUCACUCAACAGCAACCAAGCCAGCUUUAGUCCCAUAAUCCCUCCCCUGAACACAGAACAAAUCCACGGCCUCAAGCUGAAUUUAGGCCAAACACUGUCAGAGAAGAAAAAACAAAGCUUUAUCACAGCAUACUUUUAUCAAUUGGAUCAUCUUUCCCAUUAAUAACCUAUUUCCACUUUUCCAGAUAAGAAAUGUGCAUUCUGGAGAAUUCCCAAAAGCCUCUUGGGGACUUGCCCACCCAUACCUUAGAAUUGUGUGUGAACUGUGACUGACCACUUCCCCUGUCUUUACAUACUGUUAGCGAAACGGUCAGUGUACUUUCCCCGUGUGUUCCAAAGCCCAGCAGGUAUUCUGUCAAGGUGACACGUGUCUAAAUGUAGAGGACUCGCCAGUGCAAACACCCAGCAGGAGGACCGGACUGCAUCGUUGUUUUCAGAUCCAUGUUGUGAUUACCUCUGUGAAAGAAAAGGUGUGAUGUCUCAUUUGUUUUGUGUUACUGAACCAAAGCUCUCAAACUUUA